GCAGACAAACUCUCAAAGCUAAAAAGUGGACUACUAUCUCAGCAGAAUACAUUUGUACGCCAAGCUCAGCUGAACCAGGCAUCCGUUCGGGCCAGCUUUCGGGUUGCUAAACUGAUAGCAAGAAGCGGUAAGCCUUUCACUGACGGAGAGUUUGUUAAGAAAUGUAUGGAUGCUGUCGCGGAGGAGGUGUGUCCCGAGAAGAAAGAUGCAUUUAAUGCCGUAAGUCUGUCGGCGAGUACAAUCACCAGACGCGUUGAAGAAAUCGGGAGUAAUGUAUAUGCCCAGCUGCAGCAGAAGACGAAAGAAUUUGACUUUUUUUCAUUAGCACUGGAUGAGAGCACGGACGUGCAAGACACAGCGCAACUGCUCAUUUUUAUUCGUGGAGUUAGCGCAAACUUUGAGAUAUGCGAGGAGCUGGCAGCCCUCCAAAGUCUCAAAGGGACUACAACGGGAGAGGAUAUUUUUGACAAAGUGUGCCAAACCAUGGAGAAGUUGGACCUGGACUGGUCAAAGCUAGCUAGCAUCACGACUGACGGGGCUCCUAGCAUGGUGGGCGAAACUCGCGGUCUAAUAGGACGCAUGAACCGGGAGUUGGAAAAAAGGGGUCUCACCGCCCCGCUACGAGUCCACUGCCUAAUUCACCAGCAAGCACUGUGCUGCAAAGUGUUGAAGUGGGAUUCUGUAAUGAAGGUUGUGGUGUCGUGCAUAAACUUCAUCAGAGCAAAGGGACUUAAACACAGGCAGUUCCAAGAAUUCCUGUCUGAACUGGAGUCUACGCACGGAGAUGUGCUGUACUACACAGAGGUCCGAUGGCUGAGCCGGGGCAGAGUUUUGAGGCGUUUUUACGAGCUGCUACCCGAAAUUAACGCAUUUCUUCAUUUAAAAGACAAAACGGUCCCAGAGCUGAUCGACCCAGAAUGGAAAUGGCACCUCGCAUUUUUAACAGACGUGACAGAAAUACUUAACAGCCUUAACUUGCAGCUACAAGGCGAGGGGAAACUCAUUUGCGACAUGUAUUCACACAUAAAAGCAUUUGAGGUGAAAUUAGCGCUGCUUUUGGAACAAGUGAAAAAGCGCAACUUCGUCCAUCUUCCUGCUACCCAAAACCUGUCGACAGAGAACCCAGCGGUCCCGUUCCCAGCUGAAAAGUGCGUGGAAGCACUGGAAAUGCUGAAGGCGGAGUUCGGUGUGCGAUUCAGUGAACUACAUGUUCAUGCAAAAGAAAUCCGUCUUUUUCAGAACCCCUUUGUUGCCGACAUUGAUGAAGCCCAGCCUUCAUAUCAGUUUGAGUUGGCUGAGUUACAGAACUGUGAUGUUCUGAAAGACGCAUUCAAGCCCAACAGUCUCAUUGACUUCUAUGCCGCCCUCCCAAACGACACAUAUCCAAACAUCAAAAAACACGCAAUGAAAAUGUCCACAGUUUUUGGCAGCACGUAUAUCUGCGAGAAAACCUUUUCUCGCAUGAAACUGCUGAAAACCCCGAUGAGAUCAAGAUUGACAGAUGAACAUUUGCAUCAGUGCUUGAGACUGGCUGUAACUAGAAUGGAACCUGAUAUUCAACUUCUCACCAGCCAGAUGCAGGCCCACAGUUCACACUGAUGAACAUACAUAGGGAAGUUGAUGAGAGAGAGCUGCAAACAGCGGUGUCUACAAGCCUACUGGAACCUACAAAAGGAUUAUAAGGAAGGAACACAAGAACUUUAAGAGACUGCUCAUAUGUGUCAGAGAGAUUCUGCUCUGACAACUGAGCUGAACUUUAUCUGUUAAGAUUGUGCAUGGCACGACAGAAAGUUAAUGUUCCAUGGCUUUUUUUUCUAUGAAGAACCCAGAGAGAGUUAUUUAGUUAUUAUUUAUUUCCUGUUUUUUUCUGUGAAGAACUCAGAGAGGGUUAUUUAGUUAUUAUUUAUUUCAUUAAUAGUGUUAUUAUUUGUUUCCUGACUUUUUUUCUGUAAAGAACCUGGAAAGGGUUAUUUGGUUAUGUGUGGCUUUCUGGAAAACAAUACAUUUUUUAAGCUCCCCUACGAUCGUCACACUUUUUCUGUUACAAACUGACACCGGCCCCCCAUCAGAGAAGGGAAAAGUUAUGUGGCCCUCACAGGAAAAAGUUUGGGGA
Molecule: messenger RNA, 2113 nt
Organism: Oncorhynchus nerka (sockeye salmon)
Lineage: Eukaryota; Metazoa; Chordata; Actinopteri; Salmoniformes; Salmonidae
Product: general transcription factor II-I repeat domain-containing protein 2-like
Exons: 2
Coding region: 166-1599 (477 amino acids)
Source: RefSeq, a predicted model, not a curated record